UAUGACGGUAAAAAAAAAUGUAUAUUAUGAUAUUAUCUGAAUUCUAAAUCACAUUUAUAUUCAUCAACUCGUAUUUUUCACAACCUGUAUGGGUUUUGGCUUUUGUUUCUAUGCUGUUGUGUACUCCAUUAUACUUUGAUGAACAUAUGAACAAACAGAACUCGACAGAGUGACUUUGGCUCUAACUAAGCGCAUAUUUGGGUUAACGUUGGAAACCUAGUUUUGGAGUAAUUUCCAUUUUGCAAAUUGUGUUUGCAACAAAUACCCAAGUUUUGCUUUUAUGAAACUUGGUCUAAGCCAAAAUUUCUGUGUGCAAAUGUACUUUUGAGGAAAACUACGCGCGUCAUAGAUUUGAGUUAACUCUCCAAACCGAGUACGGAGCACCCCGAAGUGGAAUCCAAAGAUACCCUAGUAUAUUUGAAAACAUUUACUUUAUUGUGCCAAAAUGGAUUUCUGAUCAUUGUCUACAUGUGCUAUGAUUUUUACUUUAAACUCAUCUGUUCAUAUCAGAGUCCAUGUGAUAGGAGAUUGAGAGUAUAUGAAAGGAGAAGGAAGCGUUAGUUAGCCUAACUGUCUUGACAGUUAGGAAAGGCGGGAAUGGGUUUGUAUAAAUAGAUAAGCGUGUUAGUUGUGGGAGGACUUUUAGACUGUUAGUAAUCUGUAUAGGAAGUGUUAAUCCUGUAGGGGGAGGUUAGGCUCUCAUAGUGGCCUUAUACUUGUAUUCUUUCUGUUGAAUAGUAAAACGAGAGGUUCUAAAGUGUUCGGUUAGUGCAUUUGUGGUAUUAGUUUAGGUUUCAUUGAUUAGAAACCUAUCAAUUUGGUUCGACCUGCCGGAAUUGGGUAUGAGAGCAAGAAUGGAGAGGGAUACGGAGGGAAGAUUGGAAGCGAUCGAAAUUACGAUGGAGGGGAUGAAAGCAGAGUCCGCUGCAGUACGGAGGGAUUUACAACAGAUUAUGAGGAUCCUGGGUACUCAGGUCAAUAACUCGGAGGAACAUUCUGACGAUAGCUCCGUGAACGAGAAUCAACAUCGAGUAGUGGGGGAAACUAGAGGCAGAAGGGUUGGCGACCGCAGUGAGGAUCAAAGACCAUGGCGGAAACGGGUAGAGUUACCCACGUUCGACGGGAUAGAGCCCCUCAGUUGGCUCAAUAGAGCGGAACGAUUCUUCGACAUACAGAAGGUGACGAGCGAUGAAGAGAAGGUGGAGAUUGUGUAUGUUAGCAUGGAAGGAAGUGUGGCCUAUUGGUUUACGUUCUGGAAAGAGAAGGCCAAGAACCGUUCUUGGGAAGGUUUGAAGACGACCAUGGUCAACCGUUUCGGAGGAGGAUUCAGGGGAACGGUGUUUGAGGGGUUGGCGACGCCGUGCCAGGAGGGUACUGUGGAGGAAUUUGUUCGCGAUUUCGAAAGUCUGAUGGGCCAGGCCAAGGGCGUGCCUGAAGAACAAGUACUAGGUUAUUUUCUCGCCGGAUUACGCGAGGACAUCAAAGGGCAGGUGAGGAUUCAAGAUCCCCAGGAAUUGAUGACAGCGAUGCGAAUCGCUCGCGACGUGGAAGACGCGAUGAUACGAGCGAAGGGAGGUAACGAGAGUGGGUUCAAGAGUAACCCAUCGGGGUCGCGAUCAGCGUGAGUAGUGAUGCGAUCAGAAAUUAGUAGACCCCCAAUGAACCAGUACAGGGGAACAGAGAGUACGGGGUCAUCGAGGAGAGAAGGAGUGGUGGCGAGCACGAACGCGAGGGCGAGUACCUCCAUUGGAAACGAGAACCGAGGAAGAAUGGUGAGAAAUCUUCCUUACCCAGAAUUCCUUAAGAGGAAGGAGGAAGGGAGGUGUUUUCGAUGUGGGGGGCCGUUUGCCCCAAGCCAUCGUUGCGCUGAGAGGAGCUUGCGAGUGUUGCUUUUAGCGGAGGAUGAGGAGGGAGACGUGAGUGAAGAAGGAGUCGAUCAGGAGGAGAAACUGCUAGAGUUGUCAGCCUGCUCUGCCGAAGGGCUGACUUCACCCAAAACCAUGAAGCUGACAGGGAAGAUCGGAGAAAGGAGAGUGGUAGUACUCAUCGAUAGUGGCGCAAGCCACAACUACAUUAGCCGGAGGAUAACGAAGGAAUUGAAGCUACCCAUAACAAACACACCAUCGUAUCCGGUGAGUCUAGGAGAUGGGCACAAGAGAAUGACCAGGGGGCGUUGUGAGAAGAUUAGAGUAAGCUUGGAAGAAGCCACCGUAGAGGAAGAGUUCUAUGUGCUCGAAUUGGGUGGUGUCGACGUCAUUUUGGGCGUUGCAUGGCUAGCGAAGUUGGGGGAAGUGAUGAUAAAUUGGGGAGAGAUGACCAUGGUAUAUAACCGGGAGGGUAAGAAGGUCAUGAUAAAGGGUGAUCCAGCUUUGUCUCGACAGCUGGUAGAACCAAAAACUUAA
Molecule: messenger RNA, 2402 nt
Organism: Vigna angularis (adzuki bean)
Lineage: Eukaryota; Viridiplantae; Streptophyta; Magnoliopsida; Fabales; Fabaceae
Exons: 1
Coding region: 1632-2402 (256 amino acids)
Biological process (GO): proteolysis
Molecular function (GO): aspartic-type endopeptidase activity
Source: RefSeq, a predicted model, not a curated record